Molecule: messenger RNA, 2101 nt
Organism: Spinacia oleracea (spinach)
Lineage: Eukaryota; Viridiplantae; Streptophyta; Magnoliopsida; Caryophyllales; Amaranthaceae
Exons: 13
Coding region: 173-1714 (513 amino acids)
Cellular component (GO): chloroplast envelope
Source: RefSeq, a predicted model, not a curated record
AACGGGUAGUAUAAUUCAAGUAGGAGCAAAAGAUUCAAUGUGCCUACUCUUUUCUUUGUGAACCACUCGCCUUCAAAACAUGAAAAAACAACACUCGCAAUUUUCCCAACUCAUAACCUUCAAAUCCGCUCUGAUGUAAGGCUAAACUCACUUCUUCACAAUUAAAACAAAGAUGACAUCCAUGAUUUCAAUCGGUCUCUCUUCAACACCCAAAUCCCGCCAUUUUUCUCUCUCCAAAGCCUUCUCAAUCACCCCUUCUUCCUCCAUUAACGUCGUCUCGUCUUUUAAUUUGAGAAGUUCUAGGGUUAGAAUUAGGGGUAUACAAGCUAGCAGCAGUAGCAUCGAUGUUGCGUCGUCUUUUAAGCCCGGAAAAUUGGUGGAGAGUGAUAAGCUUCCGGCGGAUGUUCGAACGCGGGCAAUGGAUGCCAUUGAUUCUUGCGGAGGAAGGGUUACUAUCGGUGAUGUCUCUAGCAAAGCUGGACUUAAAUUGAAUGAAGCUCAAAAGGCUUUGCAAGCUCUUGCUGCUGAUACCGAUGGCUUCUUAGAGGUCUCAGACGAAGGUGAUGUUCUCUAUGUUUUCCCAAAGGAUUACCGUUCAAGGCUUGUGGGUAAAUCAUUUAGGAUGAAAAUUGAACCCUGGGCUGAUAAGGCGAAGUCUGGAGCUGAGUAUUUGAUAAGGGUUUCAUUUGGGACAACGUUAAUUGCUUCAAUCGUUCUUGUGUUUACAGCAAUCCUUAUAGCUGCCUCGAGUGGAAGUGAUGAUGACAGUCGUAAGAGGCGUGGAGGCAGAUCAUUUAGUUCGGGUCCGAAUAUCAACUUCUUUUUUAAUCCAGCUGAUUUAUUUUGGUACACUGAUAGAAAUUACUAUAGGAGACCACAAAGACGAGGGAAUAGUGAAGGCUUGAACUUCAUUGAGUCCGUUUUCUCAUUUGUAUUUGGUGACGGUGAUCCAAAUCAAGGAAUUGAAGAAGAGAGAUGGAAACUGAUAGGACAGUAUAUAGUCUCAAAUGGUGGCGUGAUAAUAGCUGAAGAACUUGCACCAUAUUUGGAUUUGCAGACAGAAGAGAGUGAUGAAUCAUAUAUAUUACCUGUCCUUCUGCGGUUUGACGGCCAGCCAGAAGUAGAUGAAGAGGGAAAUAUUUUAUACAGGUUUCCAUCACUUCAGCGAACUGCUUCCUCGAUAAGAACUGGAAAGAAAGAUUAUGUCGGGAAACGAUUAUCUGCUUUUGAUGGAAUAGUACAAAAGUUCUUUAAAGAGAAUAAGUGGCAAUUCAGCAAAACCAGUUAUACGGAGAGGGCAAUGGUUAUUGGACUGGGCGGGCUGAAUUUGUUUGGAGUGGUUAUUCUUUCAACAAUUCUUAAGGAAAUGGCGGUAAAACCUAGUGGAUUCCUCUCGUUAGUUUCGUCAUUGUUGCCUCUGCUUCAGGUUUAUGCUGGCUCUUUCUUUGCAAUACCCUUGGUUCGCUGGUUUGUCACUGGCAAGAAAAAUUCUGAAAUAGAAAAAAGGAAUCAAGUGAGAAUACUACGAGCUCAGGCACUUGAAUCUCCCGAUGUUUCUCUAAGGGGCAAGCUUCUGAGUGCUAGGGACAUGGCACAGAGAACAGUCAUUGGUAAGGAGAGGAUUGUAUACAGCACAGAAAAGGGUCUAGAUGAGCAAGACUAUGAAGCACGGGAAUGGAACAGAAAAUUUGAAGAACUUGAGAGGUCUGACUGACAAGAACGUACUGACCUGUAAAUUUAUUAUUUUUGCUAGCCCAAGGUGUAGAGUGAUGGAGAUAGUAUUUAUGUACUUAAGGAAAGGAAAAGAAAAACUUCUUAGUUCACUACUUGUCGACAUUGGUUAAAACUGAGUCCCAUAUGUAGUUUGCCUUCAUACAUGUUCGUUCAAUUCGGACAUGGUCUGUCUGUACAGUAUGGUUAAUAUGACUGAAGGCAAUUUCAACGUGGGACAGUGGUGGCUGUGUGGAACUUUCUCGAUGAAUUCACUAGCAUUGCGGCAUUCACUCUUGUUUGCAUAAUAAGUUUUAAGUCUUUUAGCUGUAGGAUUGUAAAUUUUCAGUGACCGUUAAUUCAAUAUACUAUUUGAUUCUUUUGGCGAUUA